AUGAUCCUACUCAAUAACAACGAGCUAGAGAGUGAAGAUAAAGGGCAACAACAACACAGUAAAGAUAUUGGCAAUGAAGAUGAAUAUGAAGAGGAAGAGGAGAAAAAAGAGGAUGUUAUUGUUAACAGUGAUUAUGAAAUAAGUGAAGAAGAAGAAAAUGGUAAUAAAGAGGCUGCAUCAAGAGCACAACCAAGGAACAAUGCACCAAAUGAUGAAUAUGCACAAUGUUUUGAAGAGAUGAAUGAAAUGCCUCUUAAUGAAGCUACAUGGGAGAUAUCAGAUGAUGAUGAAGAUAGUGAUCGACUUCCUUCUGAUGUUGAUAGCUCUGGUGAUGAGGAAGAAGGUCAAAAAAAGACAAGCAAGAGGAAAUGGAAGAAGACAAAUUUUAAACAGUUUAAGAAAGAAACUGAUUUGAGAAAUCCAGAGUUUAGAAUUGGAAUGCAAUUUGCCAAUAAGGAUGAACUCAAGGAAACUAUUAGGGAGUAUGCAAUUGUGCAAGGGAAGAAUAUUAAAUUGGUGAAGAAAGAUAAUAAAAGGAUUCAAGCCAAGUGUACAGGUCACACGAAAUGCCCUUUUAUUCUCUGGGCUUCCAAGAUAGACACAGAUGAGCAGACAUUUGCCAUAAAGACUCUGUCCUUAGAGCAUGAGUGUACUAGAGUGGACAAACUGAAAUAUAUUAAUUCAAGGUGGCUGUCUAAAAGGUUUGCUGACAAGAUUAGGAAAAAUCCUGAGUGGGAUGUAGGGGCAUUCAAGGCUGAGGUUUUAGAAAAGUACCAUAUGAAUGUUUCAAAGCAUCAUAUUUAUAGAGCAAAGACCUUGUCCAAGGUGAUCAUUGGAGGCAGCUAUGUGGAGCAAUAUGCAAGGCUAUGGGACUAUGUAGAAGAAUUGAAGAAGGCUAAUAAAGGCAGCACUGUGAUUAUAAAGAAUAAGAUGAAGGGUAAUAAACCUGUGUUUGAAAGAAUUUAUGUGUGUUUGGAAACUUGUAAGCGGGGAUUUUCGGCAGGAUGUAGACCUCUGAUUGGUAUAGAUGGCUGCCAUUUAAAGAGACCUUACACAGGGCAAGUUUUAACAGCCGUUAGUGUUGAUGGGAAUAAUGGACUGUACCCAGUUGCUUAUGCUGUUGUAGAGGUGGAAUCAAAAAGUAGUUGGAUUUGGUUCCUUCAACUUUUGAUUGAAGACUUACAAAUUGAGAAUGGGAAAGCUUGGGUGUUUAUGAAUGAUAAGCAAAAAGGUCUAAUACUUGCAAUUGAGACAUUGCUUCCAACAGCUGAGCACAAAAUGUGUGUUAGGCAUCUCUACAGCAACUUCAGGAUAGAGCAUGCUGGCCUUGCACUGAAAAACAUUCUCUGGGCUGCGGCAAAAGCAACUACCAUUCCCUGGUAUGAAGCAGAAAUGGACAAAAUGAAAGAGCAAAAUGAAAAGGCAUGGAAGUGGCUUAAGAAAAGACCAGCCAAAAAUUGGAGUAGAUCUCAUUUUGAGCCACAUUCUAAGUGUGAUUUGUUGUUGAACAACCUCUGUGAAUCCUUUAACUCUUGCAUUUUAGAUUCAAGAGACAAGUCUAUCUUAACAUGUCUAGAAAGGAUUAGAGUUUAUAUCAUGUUAAGGAUGGCUAAUAGAAGGAUUGCUGGUACGGUUUGGAGACAUCCAGUUGGGCCUAGGAUUGUCAAGAUCAUUGAGAAGAACAAGUUGGGAGCUAGUCAAUGCAUUCCUAGAUUAGUAGGUGAGAGCAAAUACCAAGUGAGUCAUAUGUAUGGGGGAGAGUAUGUAGUAGAUCUAAAAGCCAAAACUUGCUCUUGUAGAAGAUGGGAUUUAUGUGGGAUCCCAUGUUCUCAUGCUAUUUCUUGUAUCUUUCAAAAGGAGGCAAAUGUGUUUGACUAUACACAUGACUGCUAUAAGAAAGAAGCCUACCUGAGUUCAUAUGAACCUAUGGUACACCCAAUACCAUCCAUGGACCAGUGGCAGAGAACUAAUUGGCCUCCAAUUAUACCUCCUCCAUAUAAGAAGCAGCCUGGAAGACCUAAGAAAUCAAGGAACAAAGGACCAGCUGAUGUUGAAGUACCUGCUCCAGUUCCUCCAAACCCUUUGCCUCCAUUUUACAAUCCACCACCUACUAGGUUGAGAAGGAUUUAUGUCAAGAUAAGAUGCUCAAUUUGUGGCCAGGAGAGACAUAAUAAUGUGUUUUAUGAAUGGUUUGUUAGAUGUGUCUCUGGGCUGGAUGUCAUUGUUUUGUAUUUGGUACAUUUUAGAACUUGA
Prunus persica (peach) is the source of this 2253-nucleotide messenger RNA. RefSeq lists its product as uncharacterized. The transcript has a single exon. The record is from RefSeq and is a predicted model, not a curated record. Lineage: Eukaryota; Viridiplantae; Streptophyta; Magnoliopsida; Rosales; Rosaceae. Gene Ontology annotation, molecular function: zinc ion binding. The coding region runs from base 1 to 2253 and encodes 750 amino acids.